Molecule: messenger RNA, 2487 nt
Organism: Eucalyptus grandis
Lineage: Eukaryota; Viridiplantae; Streptophyta; Magnoliopsida; Myrtales; Myrtaceae
Product: disease resistance protein RUN1-like
Exons: 3
Coding region: 903-1766 (287 amino acids)
Biological process (GO): signal transduction; defense response
Molecular function (GO): ADP binding
Source: RefSeq, a predicted model, not a curated record
UCUUUUAAGUCAAUUCUCUCCAAUACUUUCUCAGUUCUUUCUCAUUUCUUCCUCAAUUUCUCAGAUCUGGCCUCUCUCCCUUUCUAUAUAUAUGUAGUCUAUUGAGCGGCGCUUUCUCAGAUCUGGCCUCUCUCUCGAGUUUCUCCAGCAGCGCCACUCGAUCUUUCUCUCUCUCAAUUAUCGCUUGAAGCCUCUCUCUCGGUCUCACGGGUUGCGGCCUCACCUUUGUCGGUCUGCCAUAAAUCAACUCACUCUUAGGUUUUGCUCCUCUUCGAGUCGCAACACUCACCUGAGACUUUCCUCCCGACCAGGGUACACGUCGCACGUGCCGCCCUCGGCCGAGGACGUGGAUCGCGAGGACCACCACGCUCCUGGAGAGUUCCUCGGAAGCGUCCUCCUGCGAUCGGAUCCCUUGCCGUCGCCGGGUUCGUAUCCUCGACGUGGGUCAAGUGCUCAGGUAUUAGAGUCGAGCGAGGCUUCGUUGAGCGACCUAAGCGGAAAGAAAGAGAGUGGAAGUCGCUACUCAUCUUGAUCGUGCCUCUCUGGCUGUAGAAAUCUCCUCGAGCACCACCCCAGAAAAGAAGUCACCCGUAGCAUCAAUCCGUGUGGCUACAUGGCGAGAGAAGAGGCCAAGUCAGGAACUGCAACCGGUAAUGACUACGACGUGUUCUUGUCCUUUCGAGGACCCGACACUCGCAGCACAUUCGCAGAUUUCCUCUAUGUGUUCAUGAAAAACAGGGGAAUCCGCGUUUUUAGGGAUGAUGAAGAGUUACCGCCGGGAGAAAAGAUCUCGAAGAUCUUGCGAGCAGUAGAAAGCUCCCAAAUAUACAUUCCUAUUUUCUCUAAAAACUAUGCUUCGAGUAGGUGGUGCCUCCGAGAGCUGAAAUACAUGGUGGACGGCCAUGGCAAACACCCAUCGAAACAAAUACUACCCAUCUUACCCAUCGAAACAAAUACUACCCAUCUUUUACGAUGUGGACCCAGAGGAUGUUAAGCUUGAAACGGAGUUGUACAAAAGCGCCCUAACCGAGCAUGAGGAGGACCCCGGCUGCACUGAUUGGAAGGAGGCUUUGACCUCGGUGGCUAGAAUCAAGGGGUGGCAUAUAAAAGAUCAAAGGCAAGGUGAGGUCAUCGAGGAUAUUGUUAAGGAGGUAUUGCAGAAGAUCAAUACAACAAAAAGAGAUUUGCCAGCCCAUCUAGUUGGAAUUGAUGAUCGUGUAGAAGACAUAAAGAGACUGUUAAAUUGUGAUAAUACUAGUGAAGUACGAUCUGUCAUAAUCCAUGGGACAGGUGGCAUGGGAAAGACAACUCUUGCCAAAGCAGUCUUCACUGAACUCUCUCCUCAAUUUGAAAAUCACUCAUUCCUUUUAGACAUCCAACACCACAGCCUUGUAAAACUUCAGAAAAAAUUAGUGGUGGAUCUUUUCCAUUUCUUACUUCCUAAAACCUUUGACUCUGAGGAAGGGAACAAUGUGAUCAGAAGAAUGUUACCUAGCAAACGAGUCUUGCUUGUUUUUGAUGGCACAGAUGAAAAUGAUCAAUCUAUGCAACUAGCAAAGUAUUGUACUUUGUGUGGUCCGGGGAGUAGGAUCAUCAUAACAACCAGGAAUAAGAGCGUUUUUUCUAUGAUCAAGGUGGAAGGAUUUGAGGAAACUAUCUCAACAAGUUCUACACAUUAUUCUGUACGAAAUGAAGACAAUGCAUUUGGAUCAUGCUCUUCAACUUUUCAACAAGCUUGCUUUCAACACAGAUUUAGCUCCACCUAAUUUAUAUGAUCUUUCAAAAGAAGUCGUUGAACUCACCGGAGGACUUCCAUUGGCUCUUGAGGUGAUGGGUUCACAGUUCCGUGACCAAGAUCAAGAUCGAGCGAAGUGGAUAAGCAUGGUGAAGAAGUUGAAGGACAUACCUCAUACAGAAGUUUUACAGAGGUUAAAGAUAAGUUAUGAUACACUUGAUGAUUGUGCACAACAAAUCUAUCUGGACAUUGCAUGUUUCUUUGUUAAUAAGAAAAAAACUUUACCAAUGUAUAUGUGGGAAGCUUGUGGCUAUCACCCGGAAGUCACAAUUGACGUCCUUAUCAACAAGUCCUUGAUCAAGAUUGUUGACCGUGAUAUCAUAUGGAUGCAUAAUCUUUUGAGAAAUGUCGGAAGGGAAAUUGUUCGUCAAGAGAUUGCAGAUCAAAGCAGAAGUUGGUGUCUUGAGACAGCCCAUGAAAAGGUAAGUAUGAACAGCCCUAUUUUAUUCCUUCCUACGUUACUACGCAUAUAAGAGUUGAUCUCUUGUUCAGAUUACCUUCUUCAUUUAUUGCUAUAGGGAAACCUGGAAAUUGACUAUGUUUUUCGUUAAGUGAGCAAUUUGGUAAUUAUCUGAUUUUUUUCACCAAUAAAUAGUGCACCCAUUUUCGCUUAUUUUUAGUUAGAUAAAAGUAUCUGAAAAUAAUAGAAAUUGGGUUUAAAAGACCUUUUUUUUUAAAGACCAUUUGAACCA